CACUCUCUCCGUCAAGCCUGGGGUGGAGUUGUUUUUCUUUCCUUCUCUACAAGGCAUGAAUUUGCCUGUGAGACACGGCACGUGAACCUCCUUCAAUUUGGCGCACUAAUCCUAAAAUAAGGCAUGAAGUGUUAAAUGUUAGAAACACACAGAACUGCGCUCAGACAAGGAGAAAGAGAGGGAGAAAACGGAGGAGAGUGAGACGCACGCGCUGCUCUGGUGCGUCAGUGCAGAGACUGCAUAAAAAGAGAGAAAAAAAAUAACAAAAAAAACGUGCGCUGCGCAAUUAGGCUAGAAACCUUGUGUUUUUUCUCUCCAUUUUCUGGAAGAUAAAAUAAAUAAAGAAAUCAAGCUGGCUCAGUGCAUGUCACAGCAGCCCGCUUUGACAGGUGCUGCUCAGCCCCUUUGGAGGACUGCUUUCAGCAGCAGCAGGAUGGCAUCAGAACUGGCAAUGAGCAACUCCGACCUGCCCACCAGUCCCCUGGCCAUGGAAUAUGUUAAUGACUUCGAUCUGAUGAAGUUUGAAGUGAAAAAGGAGCCGGUGGAGCCGGAUCGCAGCAUCAGCCAGUGCAGCCGCCUGAUCGCCGGGGGAUCCUUGUCUUCCACCCCGAUGAGCACGCCUUGCAGCUCGGUUCCCCCUUCCCCAAGCUUUUCGGCGCCCAGCCCGGGCUCCGGGAGCGAGCAGAAGGCUCACCUGGAGGAUUUCUACUGGAUGAGCGGCUACCAACAGCAGCUGAAUCCCGAAGCGCUGGGCUUCAGCCCCGAAGACGCGGUAGAGGCGCUGAUCAGCAGCAGCCACCAUCUCCAGUCCUUCGAUGGCUAUGCUAGAGGGCAGCAGUUCGCCGGGGUGGCCGGGGCAGGAGGCGGCAUGGCCGGGGAGGAGAUGGGCUCAGCAGCCGCUGUGGUAUCCGCUGUUAUCGCUGCAGCGGCAGCGCAGAACGGAGGUCCCCACCACCAUCACCACCACCACCACGCCGGGGGACACCACCCCUCCACAGGGGUCCCGUCCAACGCCAGUUCGGCAGGCAGCCACCAGCACAUAGGACACCUGGACCUGGACGACCGGUUUUCGGACGACCAGCUGGUGAGCAUGUCAGUACGGGAGCUGAACCGACAACUGCGCGGGGUCAGCAAGGAGGAGGUGAUCCGGCUGAAACAGAAGAGGAGGACCCUAAAGAACAGAGGCUAUGCCCAGUCCUGCCGCUACAAGCGGGUCCAGCAGAGACAUGUUCUGGAGGGCGAGAAGACGCAGCUGAUCCAGCAGGUGGACCACCUCAAGGCGGAGAUAUCACGGCUGGCCAGGGAGCGGGACGCAUACAAGGACAAGUACGAGAAGCUCAUAACCAACGGCUGCAGGGAAAACGGAUCCGACAACACCCCCUCGUCCCCAGAGUUUUUCAUGACGUCGAGAAAGUUCCUCCAUCUGUGAUAGUGACCCUUGAACCCUGCACAUGACCCUUGACCUGGAGUCUAAGAAACCAUGACAGAGGAAUGCUGAUAUCUUAACAUCAUUCCGCGGCACCAGACGGCCACAAAGCACAACGUCCACACAUGUCCAAACCACCCAGAAACCAAGCAACAGACCCUGUACAGAAGUCCAGAUGGACCCGUCACCCAACACCGCACACUUUGAUGACGAGAUUAUCCCCCGAAACAAAUGACAACCAAACUAAACAUCCAA
Molecule: messenger RNA, 1681 nt
Organism: Oncorhynchus tshawytscha (Chinook salmon)
Lineage: Eukaryota; Metazoa; Chordata; Actinopteri; Salmoniformes; Salmonidae
Product: transcription factor Maf-like
Exons: 3
Coding region: 365-1429 (354 amino acids)
Biological process (GO): regulation of transcription by RNA polymerase II
Cellular component (GO): nucleus
Molecular function (GO): RNA polymerase II cis-regulatory region sequence-specific DNA binding; DNA-binding transcription factor activity, RNA polymerase II-specific
Source: RefSeq, a predicted model, not a curated record